Messenger RNA from Aphanomyces astaci, 717 nucleotides. RefSeq names its product AUR protein kinase. The coding region runs from base 1 to 717 and encodes 238 amino acids. Lineage: Eukaryota; Oomycota; Saprolegniomycetes; Saprolegniales; Verrucalvaceae. Gene Ontology annotation, biological process: regulation of cytokinesis; protein phosphorylation; mitotic spindle organization. Gene Ontology annotation, cellular component: spindle microtubule; chromosome passenger complex; spindle midzone. The transcript has 3 exons. The record is from RefSeq and is a predicted model, not a curated record. Gene Ontology annotation, molecular function: protein kinase activity; ATP binding.
AUGGAUGCAGCAGGAUUGCGGGCAAGAUUGACAUCACCUGGAUCCAAGCGAAUACUACUCCCAAAAGUGGUGGAUGAGUCGACAGAUCGCGUGUGGAAGCUCACGGAUUUUGAGAUUGGCCGACCACUGGGCCGAGGCAAGUUUGGCAAUGUGUACUUGGCGCGAGAAAAGGAAUCCAAGUACGUCGUGGCCCUCAAAGUGCUGCAGAAGAACCAGCUGCGCAAGGCCAACGUCGAGUACCAGCUCCGUCGGGAGAUCGAAAUCCAGUCGGACCUGAACCACCCCAACAUUCUCCGGUUGUUUGGGUACUUUUACGACGACAAGCGCAUCUACCUCAUCAUUGAGUACGCCCCGCAAGGAGAACUCUACCAGAAGCUCAUGGACGUCGGUCGAUUCAGCGAGCCCGUCGCCGCCACGUAUGUGUACCAGAUCGCCCAAGGUCUGCUCUACAUGCAUCAACGCCAUGUCAUUCACCGAGAUCUCAAGCCAGAAAACUUGCUCUUGGGCUACAACGGCCAACUCAAACUGGCCGAUUUCGGCUGGUCGGUGACGUCCCACAACGUCCGACGGCGUACUCUGUGUGGGACAUUGGACUACUUGUCUCCUGAAAUGGUGGACAACUUGGCUCACGACGAACGGGUGGACAUCUGGACAUUAGGAGUGCUCAUGUACGAGUUAUUAGUCGGUACACCGCAAAACGUACUUUCGUCGACCUAA